Molecule: messenger RNA, 747 nt
Organism: Coffea eugenioides
Lineage: Eukaryota; Viridiplantae; Streptophyta; Magnoliopsida; Gentianales; Rubiaceae
Product: expansin-A1-like
Exons: 3
Coding region: 1-747 (248 amino acids)
Biological process (GO): plant-type cell wall organization
Cellular component (GO): extracellular region
Source: RefSeq, a predicted model, not a curated record
AUGGAAAGCAUUCAAGUUUUCCUGUUAAUCAGUACAUUCGUGCUGAAGACUGUCCACAGUCUUAAUCCUAGCGCUUGGUCAGCAGCCCAUGCAACAUUCUAUGGUGGAAAUGAUGCCUCUGGUACAAUGGGAGGAGCUUGUGGUUAUGGGAAUCUGUACAGUCAAGGGUAUGGUACAAGCACAGCUGCAUUGAGUACUGCUCUUUUCAACAAUGGACAAGCUUGUGGAGCUUGUUUUGAGAUCAAAUGUGUAAAUGCUGGGAAGUGGUGCCUCUCGGGAUCCAUCAUGGUUACAGCCACAAACUUCUGCCCUCCCAAUAAUGCUCUUCCAAAUAAUGACGGAGGGUGGUGUAACCCUCCGUUGAAGCAUUUUGAUCUUUCACAACCAAUAUUUCAACGCAUCGCGCAGUAUGAAGCUGGAAUAGUCCCUGUUCAGUAUAGAAGGGUUCCUUGCAGGAAGAGUGGUGGAAUUAAAUUCACAAUAAAUGGGCAUUCAUACUUCAACCUUGUACUGGUGACUAAUGUUGGGGGAGCGGGUGAUGUUGUGUCUCUAUCCAUCAAAGGCACGAGAACUGGUUGGAUAGCAAUGUCUCGCAACUGGGGUCAAAACUGGCAAAGCAAUUCUUACCUCGAUGGUCAAGCACUCUCAUUCAAGGUCACUACGAGUGAUGGGAGGUCUUUAGUCUCCAACAACGUAGCCCCUCCAAAAUGGUCUUUUGGACAAACCUAUAGUGGAAGACAAUUUUAA